Malus domestica (apple) is the source of this 1185-nucleotide messenger RNA. NCBI's taxonomy places the organism in Eukaryota, Viridiplantae, Streptophyta, Magnoliopsida, Rosales, Rosaceae. The record is from RefSeq and is a predicted model, not a curated record.
AGUGUUGAAAGAGGGGAGUGAAGAAAGCGAUAUGAUCAUAGAAAAGAGGGGAUAGGGGUUAUUUUGUCAAGUUCUGCCAUCACCACUCACUGACUGGCGAUGGGGUGCUCUAUCGAUUAGGAAGGGGAAAACCCUCCUCCACCCACUACAUACCCACCAACCCUUUUCUUUUUUCCUUUUUCCUUCUUUUUUUUAAUUUAUCUGUCUCUGCGACUGUCUCGUACUUGGACUCAUAAAUAUAAAAACGCCACCUUUUUUCUGAGUUUGCAGUUGCUCAUUUGGGCUCUCAGUCUCAGAUUUGCUUGUUUUUGAAAGAACUGAUAACAGAGAAGACAACCCAUCUCAGCAUAUAUUUCAGCUAAGAUGAGAGGACCGGGUUUGUGGCAACUUGGCCAGUCAAUCACCCGGCGUAUUGCUCAGGGUGACAAGAAGGCUGUAGCUCGUCGAUACUUUGCCUCAGAAGCUGAACUCAAAAAGACAGUCCUCUAUGACUUCCACAUUGCAAAUGGUGGAAAGAUGGUGCCUUUCGCUGGAUGGGGAAUGCCUAUUCAGUAUAAGGACUCGAUCAUCGACUCCACUAUAAACUGCAGGCAGAAUGGUAGUCUCUUUGAUGUCUCGCAUAUGUGUGGGCUGAGCCUUAAGGGGAAGGACUCCAUUCCAUUCCUUGAAAAGCUUGUCAUUGCGGAUGUUGCUUCGCUUGCCCCUGGAACGGGGACACUCACUGUCUUUACAAAUGAGAAGGGAGGGGCAAUUGAUGACUCUGUGAUUACCAAGGUUACCGAUGACCACAUAUACCUGGUGGUGAAUGCUGGAUGUAGGGAUAAAGAUCUUGCUCACAUUGAAGAGCAUAUGAAGGCAUUCAAGGCUAAAGGCGGAGAUGUCUCAUGGCACAUCCAUGAUGAGAGAUCUCUUCUAGCUCUCCAGGGUCCUCUUGCUGCCCCAACUCUUCAACACUUGACAAAAGAGGAUUUGAGCAAGUUAUAUUUUGGAGAGUUCCGAAUUUUGGAUAUCAAUGGUGCACACUGCUUUCUCACAAGGACUGGGUACGUUUCCCCUGUCUCUUUUGUGGUCUUUUCCAAAGCGAGCAAAUUACUUUUGACGGUGUGGGGAUUAUAGUUUUCCAUCUGAGAAUUCGGCUGAUGACCCUUGGUUUAUACCAAUUUAAGGUUUUUUUUGCGAGUUCUC